UUGGGUGAGCGAUGAGACGAAAGAUUGAAAAUCAGAGUAAUGAGAUCUUCUUCAUGCGAUCGGUUGCAGGAAGCUUUGUUGCAGUGCCAUCGUCGGAUGCCGGAAGGGCCGGCGCGGAGGUCUGGAUGCAGACAUCUGAACAAAGCGUUGGCGGAGUGCGUGGUGGGGGAGGCUUGCCCUGAGGAAUAUGAGGCGGUGAGGUCGUUCUGCUCAAGCGGGGGAACCAGCCUGAAGCGGAAACAGUGCGAGGAGGCUCAGUUCUCACUUUCUCUCUGUCUUUCUCGCCAUCAGCGAGACUUUGAGCAGCAGCAGCAGCCUUAGUUAACGAGAGAGAGAGGAUGAAUUGGCAUUGUUGGAUCUGGUGAGCUUGGAAUUAGGGUUUAGUGAAUUUCGAUUGAAUAUUUGAUCUCUUCAGCUUUGUGUUUGUGUGUGUUGAGGGAAGCUUUUACCACAUCCAAAUGGUAGAGAGUGUGAAGAAUAAUUUUAAGAGAGGAUCAAAAGUUGAGCUGCAAAGUAAUCCUUUAGAUUGGUGUGAUGUUAUAUAAAUUGGAGGGAAAUCAAGAAUCUAGUGUGGUGGAUUGCAAUGAAACUUUCAAUCUGCAAUGAUUGAGUCUUGUAACGGUAUUCAGCUCUGUAGUUGGGGAUGAUGUUGCUUUCUGAUGGAUUUGUAUGAUUAGAAUAUUACAAACAUUGCUGCUUCGGUCUUGUGUAAGUAUUAGAAUCAAAGAGCUUUACGCUCGCUCUACUACGAAUGUACGAUCACAGGUCUAUUGUUUACUGUGAUACGUUUUGUUCUCCAUUGUUGGGAGAGAGAGGAUGAAGAAGAAACUUCAUUGUAUCCUCCUGCACUACAUAGUAUUUUGAUUCCUCAUGUCGUAUUCUAGAUUUUACACUGCAAAAAUUCAAUAUUUUCAGAUAAACACUUGUUUUUUUUUUCC
This is a messenger RNA of Brassica napus (rape), 938 nucleotides long. RefSeq lists its product as uncharacterized. The record is from RefSeq and is a predicted model, not a curated record. The transcript has a single exon. Lineage: Eukaryota; Viridiplantae; Streptophyta; Magnoliopsida; Brassicales; Brassicaceae. Bases 40 to 321 code for a protein of 93 amino acids.